Molecule: messenger RNA, 640 nt
Organism: Jatropha curcas
Lineage: Eukaryota; Viridiplantae; Streptophyta; Magnoliopsida; Malpighiales; Euphorbiaceae
Product: photosystem I reaction center subunit N
Biological process (GO): photosynthesis
Cellular component (GO): photosystem I
Source: RefSeq, a predicted model, not a curated record
UGUGAAAGCAAAAGAGUAUUUGGACUGAAGUGAAAAAGGAGAUAAAACCCGUAACAAAAAAUCAAUCUUAAAGGCUGAAAACAAAAACCAGUGGCUGAGGUUGUUCUUGAAACAAAGAGAAAGAGUGGUUUCUUUUCUGUAAUGGUUAAAAAUGAGUUCAAUAUCACAAAGUGUUUUAAUGGCACUUACAGUUACAGUGAACAAGUUUGCUUCAUCAAAUGUUCAUGCAGUUCAAAGAAGAGAAACUAAAAGAUCUUCUGCAACUACAACACCGCCUUCUUCUGCCUUUGGAAGAAGAGGAAUCUUCUUCUCUACUUUGGUUGCUGCUUAUCCAGUAGCUACUGAUUCCAAAACUGAGCUUCUUAACAAAUAUUUGAAGAAAUCAGAGGAAAACAAGACCAAAAAUGAUAAAGAGAGAUUGGAUAGCUAUUACAAGCGGAACUACAAGGAUUACUUUGACUAUGUAGAAGGGUCAUUAAGAGGAAAGAAAGAGCAGGACCUAUCUGAAUCAGAGAAGAGUAUUCUUGACUGGCUAAAGAAUAACAAAUAGUACAACAAUAAAUACUUCAACUUCAGAAUUUUUGGUGGAUGUAAUUAAAUUGAAUUUUUAUCAGUGAUAAUGUGGUAAUUUUUUUUUUUU